CUCGAGGCCCCUACAUUAAAUGAUAUUUUCAGCAAUUACUAGCAAGCUGGAGUCCCCACUCUCUGCGCGAUGGAUCAAAGGCCCUCUUGGCGUGAAUUGCCACAGAUUCAAUUUGGCGACUACGCCAUAUAAGAAGAGUAGGCCCUGAAAACAAAUUUUGAGAGUCGCUAAAACCCUCCAUUCCAGUACCAGAUCUACAGCAUUUAGCAUAUAAAAGCAGAAGUGAUGAGUAGCCGAUACGCAGCAGUGCACCAAUCGCCGAAGGGCGCAGGCGACGCGCGCCCAACUGCCCUUCAGGUCAUCCAGGAUGAACAUCUCGAGGGUCAAUGGUCUGACAAGGUCAUCCUUAUCACCGGCUGUUCGUCAGGUCUGGGUGUGCAUACUGCGCGAGCACUAUACGCUACCGGUGCUACACUUUACCUGACGGCCCGGGACCUCGACAGGGCGAAAACAGCGCUUGGUGAUAUGCUUGACAGCCCACGCGUGCACCUCUUGUCUCUGGAUCUCAAUUCUCUGGCUUCAGUGCGUGCCUGCACGGAGGAAUUUAUAUCAAGAUCUCCCCGGCUUAACGUUCUCAUCGCGAACGCUGGAGUCAUGGGCUGCCCGGAAGGAAGGACGGAAGAUGGUUUCGAGACGCAAUUUGGGACCAACCACCUGGCGCAUUUCCUCCUCUUCCACCUCCUACGUCCUGUGAUGCUGGCAUCUUCCUCACCGGGAUUUCACUCACGAGUGGUUCUUCUCUCCUCAGGCUCGCAUCGCUUUGGCCAAGUCAACUUUGACAAUCUGACUUGGAAGGGUGACUUCAACACCUGGAUGGCCUAUGCACAAAGCAAAACAGCCAACAUCUGGACCGCUAAUGAGAUUGAGCGGCGGUAUGAUACUCACGGUCUGCACGCGGUCAGUUUGCAUCCUGGGACCAUUGCCACGGACUUGCUGCGUCAUGUGCCGGCCGACCAAAUGACCAUUUGGACUGCUGAUAAAGAGUUAGAAAAAUAUUGGAAGACUCCUGAGCAAGGAGCUGCCACUACAGUCUGGGCGGCAGUGAGCCCGGAGAUGGAAGGAAAGGGUGGACUGUAUUUGGAGAAUUGUGCUGUGGCCAAUGCAUGGGUUCCUGCCGCUGGUCCUUGGGGACCCGGAUAUGCCCAAUGGGCGUAUAGUCCGGAGAGCGAAGCAAGGCUUUGGGAUGUAACAUUAGAUUUAUUGGAGUUGCGGGAGUAGCA
Aspergillus eucalypticola CBS 122712 is the source of this 1220-nucleotide messenger RNA. RefSeq names its product short-chain dehydrogenase. The record is from RefSeq and is a predicted model, not a curated record. NCBI's taxonomy places the organism in Eukaryota, Fungi, Ascomycota, Eurotiomycetes, Eurotiales, Aspergillaceae. Bases 226 to 1218 code for a protein of 330 amino acids. The transcript has a single exon.